UCUUUCUUAUGCAUUAAAAUAAUAAGCUAGCAAGUGUUGACAAUCCAGUGAAACUUCAUGAUGCACUAUUUCUACCAAGUUCAGUGUGGCCUUGAGGACAAUUUUUAAAUGAACUAUGUCACAGAUGAGAUGGCAUUUUAAACGUCACAAUUUGUUUUCUGUUUGCAACAAAAAAGAAUGUAUAUUAUUUUUACCUAUAGUUUCCCUUUUUACAGCUUAGUUUGCAAAGACGCAUUUAGAUUGGGAAAUUCAACAUUUUAAUAAAAACGGCCUUCUUUGAAAACCAUCUUUUCUGAAUGCAUUUCUUUAUUCAAACAAAAACAUGUUUUUUUUCUGCCAAGUCUUGAACCAUAUUUUUCACAUUUCGUGAUUCACCGCAACAACGGACUUGCUAUCAAUAUCCUAAAUACUCACUAGGCAUCAGCACCAUGUGUGGACCGUGCUUGAUGGUAAUCUUCUGCUCAUGUGCACAAGGCUUCUGCUGAGUUGCAGACCUGUGGAUUAAGGAGUUGGCUUUAAAAGGGCCUCCGCGUAGCCUGUUCCCUCCCCUUUAUUGUUCUCCUUCAUUCUCUGCUGCUGGAGCUGCAAGACAAACACUAACCAGACACAAUGAACCAGAAGGUGGUACUCAUCACAGGCUGCUCUUCUGGGAUUGGCCUCGCCUUGGCUGCCCGCAUCGCAAAAGAUGAGAAGACAAAGGUUGUAGUCUAUGCCACCAUGAGAAACCUAAGUAAGGGUGAGGCGCUGGUGGAGGCAGCAGGUCGGACUCUGGGCAGGACUUUGGAGAUCAAACAGUUGGACGUAUGUGACGAGGACUCCAUUAAAGCCUGUGUGGACAGCCUGCCCGAGCGCAGGGUGGACAUUCUCAUAAGUAAUGCAGGGCUGGGUCUGAUUGGACCUAUUGAGUGUCAGUCAAUCGAUGAGAUGAGGACUGUCAUGGACACCAACUUCUUUGGGUUUGUGCGGUUGCUGAAAGAAAUCCUACCUGCCAUGAAGAGGAGGAAAAAAGGCCAUAUUGUGGUCAUUAGCAGCGUCAUGGGCAUUCAGGGAAUUUUAUUCAAUGACGUCUAUGCAGCAUCCAAGUUUGCAGUGGAAGGCUUUUGUGAAAGCUUAGCAAUACAAGCCAUGAGGUUUAAUCUCAAUAUCAGCCUGAUAGAACCAGGUCCAGUGAUAACAGAGUUUGAGCGUAAAGUCUAUGAUGAGGGCUUAAAGACUGAUCUCAGCAAAGCUGACAAGGUGACUGCUGACAUGUUCUCAAACAUCUACUUGAAGAACUACAAACAAAUCUUUGAAACCCUCGGGCAGACUGCUGAGGAUAUAGCAGAGCAUACUUUCAAGGUCAUCACCAUGGACGAUCCCCCUUUCCGUCAUCAGACAAACACGGUUUACACCCCUGUGACCACACUGAAAUAUGCAGACCCCAACGGUGACCUCCCAAUUGACACAUUCUACAAAGUGGUAUUUGAACACGACAAGGUCUUCAGCGCCAGUCUAAACUUCCUCAAACUUCUGCGCUGGAGAAGUCGAAAGAGCUUUACCUUGGAAAAGGACAAGAGCAACUAAUAAAAUCCAUAUCUCAUCA
This is a messenger RNA of Micropterus salmoides (largemouth bass), 1582 nucleotides long. RefSeq names its product retinol dehydrogenase 8-like. Gene Ontology annotation, molecular function: estradiol 17-beta-dehydrogenase [NAD(P)+] activity. NCBI's taxonomy places the organism in Eukaryota, Metazoa, Chordata, Actinopteri, Centrarchiformes, Centrarchidae. Bases 610 to 1563 code for a protein of 317 amino acids. Gene Ontology annotation, biological process: estrogen biosynthetic process. The record is from RefSeq and is a predicted model, not a curated record. Gene Ontology annotation, cellular component: cytoplasm. The transcript has 6 exons.